UGCAGUUAAGGAGUAAGAGGGCAGAACACCAAACUGCAAAUCCAUUCCUCUCCCUCUCCCUCUCUCCCUCUCUCUCAUUUUCCACCCUUUGGCUCCAAAGAGAGAAAAAGCCUUUCCUUUCCUUUUCCCAUUCCUUAUUGCUUCUGAAAUAUUUAACAAAUUUUCUGCUUGCUUUCCGGGAAUUUUUUUUUUUAUAAACCUGUCCCUUUACCUGGAAAACUUAUACCACAUGAGAAUAAAUACCAUCCUGCUACCUUACCCCAAUUGUUGUCUCAUUAUCCCAAUUUGCCUGACGCAACCGUAUUGUACGAGAGAAACCAUGUGGGCUUGUUUUAUUUUGCUAAAUGCAUUAUAUUUUAGUCCCUAGCUAUAAUAGAAACUAGGGGUUUCAGUACCAAGAUUUGAUUCUGGGUAAUAAAGUUUGAAGCUUUGUGUUUAGUCGGUAGUUUGAAGUUUCAGUUUUGGGUGUCCUAGAAAUGAAGAUUGAGCUGGGUGUGGGAGGUGGGGCAUGGAACGAUGAAGAUAAGACCAUGGUUGCUGCUGUUUUAGGCACUAAAGCUUUUAAUUACUUGCUAUCAAAUUCUGUAGCUAAUCAGAAUCUGUUAAUGGCUAUGUGUGGUGAUGAGAGUUUGCAAAAUAAGCUCUCUGAUCUUGUGGACCGCCCCAACGCCUCCAAUUUCAGCUGGAACUAUGCCAUUUUUUGGCAGAUUUCAUGUUCCAAGUCUGGUGACUGGGUUCUGGGUUGGGGAGAUGGGUCUUGCAGGGAGCCUAAACAAGGUGAAGAAUCUGAGGUCACUAGAAUUCUCAAUAUACGCCAUGAGGAUGAGACUCAGCAGAGGAUGAGAAAGAGAGUUAUUCAGAAGCUGCAGACGUUGUUUGGAGAAUCAGACGAGGAUAAUUAUGCCUUGGGAUUGGACCAGGUUACCGAUACUGAGAUGUUCUUUUUGGCCUCCAUGUAUUUCUCCUUUCCCCAUGGAGAAGGUGGUCCAGGAAAGUGUUAUGCCUCCGGGAAGCAUAUGUGGAUCUCUGAUGCUUUGAAACCAGGGCCUGAUUAUUGUGUGAGGUCAUUUCUUGCAAAGUCUGCGGGGUUUCAGACAAUUGUGUUGGUGGCUACUGAUGUUGGCGUUGUUGAAUUAGGGUCAGUGAGAUCUGUUCCUGAAAGUAUAGAAAUGGUUCAAUCAAUAAGGUCAUGGUUUUCCACUCGGAAUUCAAGUAUCAGAGCCAAGCCAAUGGCUGCAGCAGCAGCAGCAGCAGCCAUGCCUGCUGUGAGUGAAAAGAAAGAUGAGAAUUCCCCAUUUUCAAAUUUUGGGAUUGUGGAGAGAGUUGGAGUUCCGAAGAUUUUUGGUCAGGAUUUGAACUCAAAUCAUGGUCAUGGUCAUGGCUUUAGGGAGAAACUUGUCGUCAGAAAAAUGGAAGAGAGAUCAUCAUGGAAUGCUUACCAGAAUGGUACUAGGCUUGCAUUACCUGGUGCUCAAAAUGGCCUUCCUGGUUCUGGUUGGGCACAGAGUUUUGGUAUGAAACAAGGGACCCCAAGUGAUGUUUAUGGUUCACAAGCCACAGCAAAUAAUCUACAAGAGCUGGUUAAUGGGGUUAGGGAGGAGUUUAGGCUUAACCAUUACCAACCUCAAAAGCAGGUGCAAAUGCAAAUUGAUUUUUCAGGAGCCUCUUCGGGGCCUUCUGUGAUUGGCAAACCACUUAGUGCAGAAUCUGAGCAUUCUGAUGUUGAAGCUUCAUGCAAGGAAGAACGGCCAGGCACGGCAGAUGAUCGGAAGCCUCGUAAACGAGGCAGGAAGCCAGCAAAUGGAAGAGAAGAACCCCUCAAUCAUGUUGAGGCAGAGAGGCAGCGGCGAGAGAAGCUUAACCAGCGGUUCUAUGCAUUACGAGCUGUCGUGCCCAAUAUUUCCAAGAUGGACAAGGCUUCAUUGUUGGGAGAUGCUAUUUCUUACAUCAAUGAGCUUCAAGCAAAGCUCAAGGUAAUGGAAGCUGAAAGGGAAAAGUCAGGGAGCAUUUCGAGAGAUGCAUCAGCUUUGGAUGCUAACACAAAUGGAGAAAGUCACAAUCAAGCUCCAGAUUUCGACAUUCAAGCUUCCCAUGAUGGGUUGAUGGUAAGAGUGAGUUGUCCGUUGGAUUCACAUCCUGCAUCAAGAGUGAUUCAAGCAUUCAAAGAAGCACAAAUCACUGUUGUUGAGUCAAAACUUUCCGCUGCAAAUGACACUGUAUUUCAUACAUUUGUGAUCAAGUCUCAAGGAUCCGAGCAGCUAACAAAGGAAAAGCUGAUGGCAGCAUUUUCCCGCGAAUCCAGCUCAUUACACUCAUUAUCAUCAACUGGGUAGUUCGAGAAUUAAGGUUGACAUAUAGUCCAUAGGCGUAUAUGUAGUGAAGAACCCUUUUGAAAGCUUCUUCAGUGGUUUUGAUACACCGCAAGGGAUCUUAAAAAGAGCUGGCUAGAAGUAGAAAAAUAACUACCUAUUGACCAAGUAGGGCAGCAAAUUUUCUGUGAUUGUUUAUAGUAUACAUAUUUUGUUCCAAGGAUGUAUUCUUGCCAGAUGAAUUACAUUUCUAAGUUUUAACCAACUGUAUCAUUGUUGGUUAUUUAGCUGAUA
Messenger RNA from Populus nigra (black poplar), 2603 nucleotides. RefSeq names its product transcription factor MTB1-like. Gene Ontology annotation, molecular function: DNA-binding transcription factor activity; transcription cis-regulatory region binding; protein dimerization activity. The transcript is spliced from 2 exons. The record is from RefSeq and is a predicted model, not a curated record. Lineage: Eukaryota; Viridiplantae; Streptophyta; Magnoliopsida; Malpighiales; Salicaceae. The coding region runs from base 477 to 2333 and encodes 618 amino acids. Gene Ontology annotation, cellular component: nucleus. Gene Ontology annotation, biological process: regulation of DNA-templated transcription.